UUUUUCUUUUCUCUUUACUUUUUUUUCUUUUCUUUUCUUUUCUUUGUUUCUUAUUAUUUUUAUUCGUUUUCUUUCUUCUUUUUUAUUAUUAAAUCUUAACAAGUCAUUAUUUGAAUGAUGAUGAUGAUGAAUGAAGAUACCUGGUCUCAUCAUCCUGAAGAGGAUGACGAUCAACAAAAAUAUACUUCAUGGUCUAUUCAUGAAGAAUCUAGAAAGCAAUUAAUUCAGCGUGCAACCACUCGCCUUCGUCGUAGACUAUUGGAAGAAAAGCUUCAAGACAUCAUGCGUCAAUUGAUUCAUUGUCAGGCUCAAUUGGAAACCAUUCGUGUUGAUACAUCUGCCACUAUGACCUCCAUCACUAAUAUGCCAGAAGAUGCAUCUGAAGAAGGCGUCCAAAGGAUGAAUAGGCAAAUGGAUGUGUUGGAGAAAAGAUUGGAAUCUCAUAAAUUCGAUCUUGAUCAAUUCUUUCUGCCAGCAUCAGCAACUGUGACCGUCUCGAGCGAGACAUCAGAGGAUAUGAACGAAUCAUCUUCUUCUCCCUUUACAGCCCUCUCCAUGUCCAGACUCUCUUCUCUUUCCAUCAUGCCUUCUAUCUUUGGAGGCAGUUCUCGCGCAAGCACACGGGCUACUAGCGUCAGUAGCGAAUCAUUCACAGAGUCCAAGCAAAAGGCUCAAAACGUACAUCAGCAUGUUAAUCAACAAAAAAAGGAAAAAAGACGCAAGCGAGUCAAGCAUCACAAGCGUCGCUAUCAAGAGAGUGUCAUCAGUGCCAGUCUGACCGCUGCUCACAUGGGCGACACUUGUUCUGAGCAAGAAGACCAGAACGACUGGCAUCGUCGUCGCGUGCUCUGUACUGCUGACGAAGAUGAUUAUGAUGAAGAGGACGAACAAGACCCAUUCUAUGAUCUCGCUGGUAAACGUAGUUUUCGUGCUGGUAGCUUCUGUGGAAGUGUCUACUGUGAUGGCCAAGAGCCGCGAACACCUCUGCCCUCGCAAGGAGGCAAUAUGGCGGCAUUGGCCUGGAGACGCCGUCAGCGCCGAAAGGAAUUCUUACAUCGUAUGACUGAUGAUGCUCUUUCAUCUGUAUCGUCCAAUCUGUCAGGCCUUAGACUGUCCAAUACCCCCGAACAACGUCAUCCAUUGAUACCAUCAAGUGAUUACUAUGAAUACUAUCCUGAGACAGAGCACAGCUUUGAUAGCCAAGACAGACAUAGCCCAGAUAUUUGGACCUUGCAGUCUCGCUACAUGAGUACCCGUCUCUAUCCCGAGCGUAAUGUCUUGGAUGAAGCCAUGAGCUUUUUGGACUGCGUCGAACAGACCGGUGAUGACGAUGGAUUCCGCGAGGACCUCUAUCUGCUGCUUCGAAAUCCUGACCUUUGCCGUCGCCCCUUUUCGGAGAUAGAAAGCACGAUGCAUGAACUUCGCCAGCAAGAGCAACAACGACAGAAACUCUUCAGUCUCAUUCGACCUAUUCACAGCAUGAUGUAUAAAGCCACGCUCUCCACCUUACAAUGGUGCCGAUUCCUGAGUGUGCUCUCUGCUGCUGUGGUGAUCAGUCUCUUGAAGGGACCUGAAGACUUACUUCAUAACCCGCCGAUUUCUCGCUAAGUAUUUUACCUUCCUUUAUUAUUACUUUCCUUUUUAUACAUAUAUAUUCAUAUACACGUAUAUAUUCACAUAUAUACCCCUUCUUUUUUCCUUUCUUUACUUACUCUCUCUAUAUAUACUAUAUAUACCUAUACAUCUUUUUAUAUAUUCCCCUCUAUUUAAUAUGUUUGUAUACUGCCACAACUUUAUGUCAAUUUCACCUCUUUUUUUUAUAUAUGUUUGUAU
Molecule: messenger RNA, 1833 nt
Organism: Rhizopus microsporus ATCC 52813
Lineage: Eukaryota; Fungi; Mucoromycota; Mucoromycetes; Mucorales; Rhizopodaceae
Exons: 2
Coding region: 115-1608 (497 amino acids)
Source: RefSeq, a predicted model, not a curated record